AUGGCCGAUGAACAUCAGGAAGGAACAUCCAUGAGGUUCCAUUCACGGAACCUCACCAUGGAUACGCUUGUGAUCAAGGGCCUGGUCUCCCCUCAAGGCACAGUCAGAGAGCAGAGGCCGCACCAUCAUAGCGGGGGAGCAGGAGCAGCUGGGACAGGGCCCUUCUGUGAACCUGCUGCAUCGCCAGGCUGUGUGAACGGACUCAGCUGCCAGAACUCACAGAACAUCAGUAUCAGCACCGAAACCUCACAGGAAAAACGUACAAACACCUCCCAGGGACUCCAGCUCCGGGACCCUCAGACUUCAACCACAGCACCAGCUCUUCCCCGGAUCUCCAGCUCCAUGACCCUCAGACUUAAAAAAACAGCAGCACCAGCUCAUCCCUGCACGAAACUCACACUAGACACCAGCUCCGGCUCCUCCGCAGGACCACCUCCUCCCCAGGUCUCCAGCUGCAGGGCCCUGAAACGAGAAUAUCAGCUCCUCCCUGGGUGUCAGGCUGCACGCCCCUCAAACUAGAACAUCAGCUUUGUCCCGGGUCUUCAGCUGCACGACCCUCAAACUAGAAAAACACCAGUUCCUCCCUGGGUCUCCAAGCUCCAUGACCCUC
Molecule: messenger RNA, 610 nt
Organism: Cercocebus atys (sooty mangabey)
Lineage: Eukaryota; Metazoa; Chordata; Mammalia; Primates; Cercopithecidae
Exons: 4
Coding region: 1-519 (172 amino acids)
Source: RefSeq, a predicted model, not a curated record